This is a messenger RNA of Cucurbita moschata (crookneck pumpkin), 774 nucleotides long. RefSeq lists its product as uncharacterized. The transcript is spliced from 4 exons. The coding region runs from base 1 to 714 and encodes 237 amino acids. Lineage: Eukaryota; Viridiplantae; Streptophyta; Magnoliopsida; Cucurbitales; Cucurbitaceae. The record is from RefSeq and is a predicted model, not a curated record.
AUGGACAAAUUCAUGAGAGUAUAUGACUAUGAAUGUGCUAUGGACAACGGAGUUCCCAAAACCUUAGAAGGUCAAACGUUGUCAAUAAAUGACGUGGCAUUAUGCUUCUUCGGAUUGCCGGUGAAAUUUUCACAUGGGAGUAUAUGGCCAUCAAGAAAGACAAAACGAGGCAGUGAUGAUUGCCAUCAUACGCCUUCAUUAGCCCAACAUCUCUAUGUACUUAAAUCCUGGCCCUUCAUUUUCUUUCCCCAUCAAGAAAAAUCUCUCUCCCUCUCUGAGCCAUUUUCAUGUGAUAUAAACCCUUUUCUUCUCACCCAUAUUCACACUCAACAACGCAUAAGAGAAAGAAGAAAAACCCUAUUUGCUGCUUGGGAGAGGGAAGGUGAAAGAAAGCUCCACUCGAAGCAAAUUACUUUAGCGAAUAAAUGGAUCCAAGCAGCUCGAAAAUUGACCCAUCAGAGUAUACGAUGUUUAUUUGUGCAUGUAGAAUUCAAGCCUGCAGGUUCAGAACUCGAGGUCUUGCAGAAAGAGGUUGAGGCAAAAACGAAGAAAAUUAAAGAGAUGAAGAAGGAGAUUGAAGGAAUAAAAAUGUGGUUGGAGGAGAAGAAAGCUUCUAGGGAAGAGAUGGAAAGUUUAAAGAGAUUAUGUGAAGAAUACAACAGCUUGAGAAAGGAAUACUAUGAAACAUUGGGCAAACAGACAAGGGAAUCCUAGGAAAUGUGUAAUUAAUGACCAUAUACUAUAAUUAUUAAUGUCUAUUUGCAUGCUGUUUAA